CACAACAAGGCACGGAGAUUUAAACAAAUUAAUUGUAUAUAAAAACGCCAGCCCAGCGAUGCAGAACACAGCGGACGAGGAGGGCGCGACGCCCAGCCGCGCGGCGGGGGGCGUGGCCAAGGCCGGGCCGGCGGACGGCGACGAUGGCGGCGGCGGAGGAAGCGGUGGAAGCGGCGGUGGCAACAACAACAACGUCGGCGGCAUCAUUGUUUUGAGAGCUGCGCUGGGAGAGAACGAGACGAGAGCGGUAAUCAAUAAAUGGCGGGUUCGCGAGGGACAAUUCGUGUCGGCGGCCCAGAUCCUGUUUCUCUACCAGCCGGUGGGCGAGGAUGGGAAGCCAGGAAAGGGCUCCUCCUCCGCCUCCUCAUCCACCAUCCAGAAGUACAAGUCGCAGCGCGCCGGAGUGGUGAAGAAGCGGCUCCGCAAGGACGGGGAGCUGCUCUCGAAGGGGGAUGCCAUCCUGGAGUUGUCCGAGUGCAUACACACCACGGUAAUCAAGGACAUGUGCGCGGACUGCGGAGCCGACUUGCGUCAGAACGAGAAUGGACAAACAUCGGAGGCCUCGGUGCCCAUGGUGCACACCAUGCCCGAUCUCAAGGUCACCCAGAAGCUGGCCCAGAAGCUCGGGCACGACGACACCCGCCGCCUGCUGGCCGACAGGAAACUGGUGCUCCUGGUGGAUCUCGACCAGACGGUGAUCCACACCACCAACGACACGGUGCCGGAGAACAUCAAGGGCAUCUACCACUUCCAGCUGUACGGCCCGCAUUCCCCGUGGUACCACACGCGCCUGCGCCCCGGCACCGCCGAGUUCCUGGAGCGCAUGUCGCAGCUCUACGAGCUCCACAUCUGCACCUUUGGGGCGCGUAACUAUGCGCACAUGAUUGCCCAGCUUCUGGAUCCCGAUGGCAAGUUCUUCUCGCACCGCAUUCUGUCGCGCGACGAGUGCUUCAAUGCCACCAGCAAGACGGAUAACUUAAAAGCUCUGUUCCCGAACGGCGAUUCCAUGGUCUGCAUCAUCGAUGAUCGCGAGGAUGUGUGGAACAUGGCCUCCAAUCUGAUCCAGGUCAAGCCCUACCACUUCUUUCAGCACACGGGCGACAUUAAUGCCCCGCCGGGCUUGUCCAAGCACGAGCUGGAUGGCGAAGGCGUUGACUUCAAAGAAAUUACCGAGAAGAAGGAGGACAAGGACAAGGUGGAAUCCAGCAGCGAAGUGAAACCAGAGGACGCCGAUAAGGGCGACAAUACUGUGUCGAGCACAAGCAAAGAUGAUGAGGGCAACGAGGAAUCGGUGGACGUGUUCGAGGACCCCGAGAUUUCCAACUCUGCUGCAGAGGGACCCAAAGACCCGAGUGACAAACUAAAUGGCAAGACCAUCGCCGAGGAAGUCAUGGUCAUAGACGAUAGUUCAUCUGGCUCACCAGAUGCUGAGAAGGCGGCCAGCGAUGGCGAAGACGUAGUUGUUAUUGAUGAGAAUUCCAAGGAGAGCACAAGCACAAAGGCGGAGAAGAAUCCACUGGUAGAAUCCACUACUUCACCAGAGGAGGAGGAGAAAAGCCCGACCACCGAAGAGGAGGACGUCGCCACCACGUCGAAGAUCACGCCCAGCAUUCGACCACCGAUCGAGGGGCAGAAGCAGAUAGAGAUCGAGGACCCCGACGACUAUCUCCUUUAUUUAGAGGUCAUACUGCGCAACAUUCACAAGCGAUUCUACGCCAUCUACGACGAGACCACGGAGAUACCAGACCUCAAGAUCAUCGUGCCGAAGAUCCGCUGCGAGGUGCUGCGCGGCAAGAGCCUGGUGUUCUCCGGCCUGGUGCCCACGCAGAUGAAGCUGGAGCAGUCGCGGGCGUACUUCAUCGCCAAGAGCCUGGGCGCCGACGUGCAGCCGAACAUAGGCAAGGAGAUCACGCACCUGGUGGCGGUGAAUGCGGGCACCUACAAGGUCAACGCCGCCAAGAAGGAGGCCGCCAUCAAGGUGGUCAAUGCCAACUGGUUGUGGACCUGCGCCGAGCGCUGGGAGCACGUGGAGGAGAAGCUCUUCCCGCUGGACCGCAAGGUGCGCAACAAGGGCCGCCAGCCACCCGCCCAUUGCCACAGCCCGGAGCACGUGGUCAACUACAGCGAGCGCUCGGAGAUCUCGCCGUCGAGCAGCAAGCAGCAGGAGGAGCAGAGCGGCAACUUCCGAGAAACUCUAAACCCGCUGCUGGUCUUCACCAACGCGGACAUCGAGUCGAUGAACAAGGACUACGAGACAUUCUUCGAGUCCGACUCGUCCAGCGACGAGGGACCCGUGAACUUUGAAAAUCCACCGAUGGACAAGAAGCUGCUGAAGCGAAAGCGCGAGGAUGAUAACUCAAAUAGAGCCCACGACUUUUUUACGCGGAGCGAGGACGUGAUGAUCGGAGCGCCAAACGUUAUGGAGUUUGAUAUCAGCUCGAAUGAAGAGGGCGAUGGCGAUGCUGAUGACAAUAAUGAGAAGGAGGAUGAUGACGAUGAGAUGCCCAGCGCCAAGUUCCGACGAGGAGAAGAUCUGCCUUCCGAUCUAGAAAUCGGAUCCGAUUCGAACAGCGAGAAGGACCCGGAGGACGAGGACGACGGCGAAUGGAACAUGAUGGGCGCCGCCUUAGAGAGGGAGUUCCUCGGCCUGGAAGACUUUGACCUAUAGAAAUUCCGCAACCAGACACAUUGGAGGCCUGCUGCUGCCCGGCCACUCAAGACACUUUAGUUUCACUGCAAGGGUUUCGGCGCUGGAUAGACUUACGCUUAGGGUCCGCACUGUAUGUAUUAGCUGUUAAUAUGUACUUUUAAAGUAGCCUGUAAGAGAGAUCGAUCGCACAUCGGCGGGCCGCCCGGGCUCCUUUAGGCGCAGUGAAUUUUUGAAUCAAAAACUCUCAUUCUGAUCUAAUGUAAAUUGAAGCCUAUACUGUAAAUGUUUUAAAAAUAAAUUCCGUUUCAGCGGAUCUA
Drosophila takahashii is the source of this 2967-nucleotide messenger RNA. RefSeq names its product RNA polymerase II subunit A C-terminal domain phosphatase Fcp1 (gene Fcp1). Lineage: Eukaryota; Metazoa; Arthropoda; Insecta; Diptera; Drosophilidae. Gene Ontology annotation, molecular function: RNA polymerase II CTD heptapeptide repeat phosphatase activity. Gene Ontology annotation, cellular component: nucleus. The record is from RefSeq and is a predicted model, not a curated record.